Chelonus insularis is the source of this 1246-nucleotide messenger RNA. RefSeq names its product myotrophin. Gene Ontology annotation, biological process: regulation of barbed-end actin filament capping. Gene Ontology annotation, molecular function: protein binding. The coding region runs from base 271 to 630 and encodes 119 amino acids. Gene Ontology annotation, cellular component: nucleus; cytoplasm. Lineage: Eukaryota; Metazoa; Arthropoda; Insecta; Hymenoptera; Braconidae. The record is from RefSeq and is a predicted model, not a curated record. The transcript has 3 exons.
GUAAACUAGCCCAUAUAUGAAACUUGAUACCGGAAGUCGUCAUUGAAAACUGCCCAGCCGACCACUUGCGCUCUCUCUGUUCUUUAUACUGAACAAGCAAAUUUCUCGAACGUUGGUAAUUUUAUACUAGAACUGUCUCACAAUCUGACAAUUAGGCCUAAAAGUAAAUUAUUAUCGUAAUUGAAUUGGAAAUAUCAUCAAAAAACUGGCCGGAAUCAGAAGAAAACUUUGUGAACUUUUAGAUCCAAGUGAUAUCGCUUCCAGAUAAAAAUGAGUGAACUUGUUUGGGGAAUAAAGAAUGGAGAUCUCGAUCAAGUUCGAGAUAUUGUAGAGAACAAAAACAUAGACGUAAAUGCACUGAUUGAUGGUCGGGUUCCACUUCAUUAUGCUGCAGAUUACGGUCAAUAUGAAGUAAUAAGGUAUCUUAUGGAGAAGGGUGCUGAUGCUAAUAUGGUUGACAAACAUGGUAUUUCAGUCCUUUUGGCUGCAAUUUGGGAGGGUCAUACUGAUUGUGUUAAAUUGUUACUAGAAAAGGGUGCAAGCCCGAACGGAAAAACGCCUGAUGGUACGCCCUACGUUGAUGCGGCUGAAAAAGAUGAGAUCAAAAGUCUGCUCCGUGAUCUACACUAGCACAAAACCAAAAGAAACAAAAACAAAAUAUAAAGCUUAAAAUUUCGUUACUUUAGAAUGUUAAUGUUCUUUGUAGGAUAUGCUGCUAUUUGUUAUUGAUGUUUCUGUAUACAAUUUAAAUAACUAUUUUUACGUAUUUUAUCUAAAAGUGACAACUUUAUGCUUGAUAUUUUAUAUUAAAUAUCUUUUAUGAAAUUGAAAAUGUCUGAAAACGUAUAUGAAGCUUUACAAGGUCUUCGUUUUCCUCUUAGAUUAUCUAUGUCGAGUAAUACUAUCUAAUUACUCGUAAGUGAGUUAUUGUACUAUUUAACAGACUUUAUUACAUGAUGAUGUAGAAUAUUUAAAACAUAUUCCAUUAAUUGGUAGCAUUUUGAUGAUCUUUUGCUUCUGGUGAAAUAAUCAAGGAUUUUAUAGAAAAGUCGGUAUUUAUAAACGCAGUACAAACAAUAUAAAUGCUCUUAUGAGAAGUUGUGCCUAAUUUUUUGAUUUAAUUAUUUAUCUUUAAAAUUAAAACUGAUUAAGCAUGGGUAUGAUUCGUAAACAUUCGAAACAAUAUAUCGUGCAUUAUGGCUAUAAACUUAAUUUCUAUUUUUAGUAAUAAAAUAUAUUUCUAAUA